Molecule: messenger RNA, 1242 nt
Organism: Hermetia illucens (black soldier fly)
Lineage: Eukaryota; Metazoa; Arthropoda; Insecta; Diptera; Stratiomyidae
Gene: Cpr56F
Product: pro-resilin
Exons: 2
Coding region: 140-739 (199 amino acids)
Cellular component (GO): extracellular matrix
Source: RefSeq, a predicted model, not a curated record
CCGCUGAAAGAUAUAUAAACUAACGAAUGAAUGUGGAUCAGCAUCAAACAGUCGCUAACCAUCUUCCAAGGAAGAGCAAUUUCAAUUUAGUUUUUGCAAAUAUCCCGUGUGAUAACAAGUUUUAAAUAAAUCUGUUAUAAUGAAGGCCUUCGUAGCAACAUCUCUAUUCGCCUUGGUUGCGCUAGUAAGCUGUGAGCCACCAGCACCACAAAAUCAAUACCUACCACCCAACCAAUCACCCUCCAACAAUUACCUUCCACCCACUGGCCAACAUGGAUCAGGUGGUUUCGGUGGUUUUGGAGGACAAGGACACCAACAAGCUCCAUCAUCAGCCUACGGUGCUCCAGGAGUGACAUCUGCCAUCUUCACCAGUCCACAAACUUCAUAUGGAGCUCCUUCCCAACAUGGACACGCUGGCGGUGGUGAUGCUGGAUACUCAUACGGUGGUGGACACCAGGAAGAAAACUACGGACCAGCCAAAUAUGAAUUCCAAUACGACGUUCAAGACUACCACACUGGUCAAGAUUUCGGACACAUGGAAUCACGUGAUGGUGACAAAACCGUUGGACGCUACUACGUUCUCCUUCCUGAUGGUCGCAAACAAAUUGUUCAAUACGAAGCUGAUGAACAUGGUUAUCGCCCAGUUGUCUCCUAUGAAGAUACCGGUGCUGGUCAAUCUGGUUUCGGUGGUGGUUACGACAGCAACGCUCAACAACAAGGAAAAUUCAAUGGUUAUUAACUUUAGUAAAAUAAUUUAAGAUAUUUUAUUUUAGUUAAUAUCUAUAUAGGAUUUAGAGAGAAGGAAUAACAUCAGCUUUAUAACAGAUGCAUGUAACAUAUCACACGUGGUAGAUUAAUGUUAUUGCUACAACCUUUUCUCCGACGCUUCAUUCUCGUUUACUUCUUAAACACAACUAUUUAUAAGAGCGCUCACAAAUUUAUCUGUAUCUUUUUUUUUCAAAAUUCUAUACUGAGUACCUACUCCUGCAAACAGAUUUGUUAAUGCAACUGGAGAUGUUCUGGACACUUAAAAUCAUAGAGUAAGGCAAUGUCAGUUAAUGACAAACAAAUAUCAGGGAUCUGAAAUCCAUCGAUUUGCCUUAUGUGUUCUGUCACAUGUAGAAACUAACUAAUGAAAAUGGCCAUACUUUCAAGUACUCUGUUUUAAAAACGUAUUUUAAGUCUUUUUGUAUUAUAAUUUAAUGAAGCAUUUUGUAAUAAAACAAAGACAUUGAAAAAGUA